Messenger RNA from Fonsecaea monophora, 5979 nucleotides. RefSeq lists its product as hypothetical. The coding region runs from base 1 to 5979 and encodes 1992 amino acids. Lineage: Eukaryota; Fungi; Ascomycota; Eurotiomycetes; Chaetothyriales; Herpotrichiellaceae. The record is from RefSeq and is a predicted model, not a curated record. Gene Ontology annotation, molecular function: ATP-dependent chromatin remodeler activity; ATP binding. The transcript is spliced from 10 exons.
AUGGUCGAUCUUUCCAAGCCUCACCGCAUCAUCGGUGAGGCUGCCAGGAGCUUUGAAUCACUAUUGUCUGGCAGCGAUGCACGUUUAUUCGAGAAGACUACGCUCGCCGAUGUGCAGGAAGCUGCCUUGGCCAUCCAGCGUGCGCAGGCAGACAGAAAAUCCCUUCAAAACAUCGCACGACUAGCUGGAUUGUUCAAGUCGUUGCCAGCAUUCGCUGCGGUUCUCCAGCCUCUUUGCCCAGAACCUGCAUGCCUCAACUUUCUAUGGGCACCAAUUGAACAAUCCCUUCAGGCAAGUCUCGUCCUAGAUCAAACCACGAACUGUGAGAUUGCAGACGGCUAUGCCUCUGCCUUGGAUCAACUCAUCGAUUCCUACCAACAAAUCGCAGAACACCUUCCCCUCUUCGACCGUCUGACCCCUCUGCUUCUCCAGGAUGAAGGUACACAGUCAAUAAUCGCUCACGUCUAUGGUGAUAUACUGGAGUUUCAUUAUUGCGCUUAUCGACUGCUGCGUCAAAACUCCUGGAAAGUACUAUUCGAUGCCACCUGGAAGAAUUUCGCACUUCGUUUCAAUGGGAUCCUUGAGAGGCUUGGCAAGAGCAGAGACGUCCUUGCUGCAGGAGUAGACAGCAUUGCCGUCCUGGCAGACGAAACUUUUCGUCGGGAGGUUCUUAAUCGGAUGACCCGGUUGGAAACUGAAAGGGACACUUUGCAACUACGAAAUGUUCUCACUUGGCUGAAUGGAACACGGCUGGAUGAGGAUCAAGAAUCAGUACUGCAAAACCGUUCAAUUGCCCGCCAGCAAGGGACGUGUGAAUGGAUUUUGGAAAAUCCUAAUUUGCGAUCAUGGCUGGAUCCCGAAGACAAUCGACCCCUUCUUUGGCUGCACGGAAAACCGGGCUCAGAGCAUGAUGACUCUGCUCUCGGAGCUGCUACGAGCUACUGGGUCUGCGUUCCUGAUCAUCGACGGCUUGAUCAGUGUGAACCGGAGAGUCAAGCCUCUAUACUGGCAGAACUGGCUAGUCUCUGGUCAUUGAAGGAAAGCAGCAGUCCAGAUCGUGCUCUGGUCAAAGUUCUCAUUUGUUCAAGAUCGACCGUGGAAAUCUACUCAAAGUUGAGGAAAUUCCCCGGAAUCUCUUUAUCCGACGAGAAGAAGUCGAUAUCGGAAGAUAUUGCCAUUUUUGUAAAGAAAACCCUUGCUCCCUUGCAUGACUUGGACUGUGCAGAUGUGGUAGAGGAGAUGGAGCGGAUGGUGGUCGCGCAAGCUGACGGAAUGUUUCUGUGGGCGAAGCUUGCUGUUGCCCAAUUGCUCAGCCAGCAUACUGUAAAGGGUUUGCACGCUGCGUGGGCCAAACUGCCGCCUGAGCUUUCGGAAUUAUAUACCGUUAUUCUCCAUCGACUUCAGGACUGCGAUGAGCAACAAAAGCGACACAUCAAUCAUGUUCUUGGAUUGCUGGUUGUUGCAUAUCGACCUCUAAAAGUCUGGGAGGUUUGUGAUGCGAUGCUAUUGCAGGAUGGUCAGUUGCCACUCAACAGCGAGACAAACGUCCUACACGACAUCAUCGACAUGUGCAAACCCUUUGUUGGGAAAGGGAAUCAUCAGACUAUCAGACUGGUGCAUUGGUCUGCCAAAGACUACCUGUUGACCGAGUUGAACGGUCCCUGUAUACAGCUCCAGCAAGCACACAUCAAUAUUACACAAGCUUGCAUACGAUGUUUGACAACUUGUCAUCCAUUCACCAAAAGCGAAAUAUCACCAGAAUCUCAGAAGCAGAUCGUGAAAGGAGAUUACGAUUUUGUUUUCUACGCGUAUGAGUACUGGAUUUAUCACCUAAGAGAGUCGUUCCGGAGUCACACGGCGGCAGCUUCGACGGAUCUCGCUGAUGGUAGGAAAACAAUAUGUCACAUGGUGUUUGAUAUGCUGAAGGCCAUGAACCAAUCUCGGCUAGACAAGAAAUUCCUUGACAGCGUCGAGGCCCUAAAGGACAGACUCAAUACCCGGGGAUCAAAUCUCGAGGAUAUUCUUAGACCGAUUCUACGUCCACUUGCUAAUCAAACGUUAUUCCUUUUACGUGGAGCGGAUCCGUCCCCACGCCCAGGUAGUCAGCGGAGCUCAAGCAUCCUCGACAUCGCGUUCACCAACUUCCAGAACGCCUUCGAGGAACUAUACGAAGCUGGUUCCUCCUUUGAUCCCUCCAGAUUAGGUAUCGCAGUUACGGAUCUGGACAGUUUCAAGACACGUCACAGCCCUACUCCGUAUCUAUGUCGCUACAGUGAGUGCGGUGCGGGCGCUGUUGGUUUCACGAGCGCUCCGGAGCGUGAAGAGCACGAGCUAUGCCACCGAGGAUUUUUCGGCUGUACUGAGCCUGCAUGCGAUUUCCGUGUCCUUAAAUUUGCUUCUUGGAUUGAUUUACGAAGGCAUGCAGAGAACUACCACGGCGACAAAGAUGCACCAUCACAAACAUCUCACGCGAAAGGCAAACGACCGAGACACGGAAGUUUGCUGCCUCCAUCCACCACUAAAGGCAAGGCUGGCGAGCUCAGGACGAGAGAUCCUACACAUGAGUUGCUACGUGAAUCUGAGGUCGGCACACUGGCUCGGAUCUUUCGAAGCUGUGUCAGAUUACUCAAGUCGAUGGUAACCAUCCUACAGGAAUCGCAAGCUCCUCCUCACCUGCUGGAAGGAAAAUUGAUGCGGGCUUUGAACACACUUCAGCUCUGGGGAGAUGCUUAUCAAGUCGAUGAGGGAUACCUGGAUAAACUAUUAUGCAAAUCAACGGAGCUGCGAACCACUACAGCAACGCUGCUGGCCGGAAUUGGAAGCAUAUUAUCCUCUCGAUUGCUAGGGUCUCUGUUUCAGACUGAGAAGAAUCGAUUAGCCGCUAUUGAAAGCAGCAGAAUCCAGAGUGCGUUAGACGAUGUGCGCCACAUCGCAGAGGAUUAUCAGUGGUUACAUGACGACGAUGAAUUAGCGGACGAACGUGCGAAUGCUGGUGGCGAUUCUAACAGUCCACGAGCAGAAGAGGUUGAAGCUGUCGCUGAUGGCCUCUGUGACUACUCUCUCGAGUUGAUGCAGAUGACCGAUCUUUUCGACUCGCCAUUUCUUCACGAGAAAGUCUCCAACAAGACGUCUGCUUUGCCACUUGCAGAAAGUACCAAGUCCUUGCUGCGUCACUCUGAUGCUACCACAGACACCAUAUUAAAAGCCCCAUCAGUCCUUGAGGCCAGUCCUCCAUUGAGCUCUAGUGUUGAAGUCAUAAAGUCCUCAGAGGCUCUCAAUAUAGGCCGUGUACAGAAAGAAGGACGAUCAGCACUACAUGACCUAAAAGAACCGCAAAAGAUUCUUUCGUUUACCAGCUACUGCUAUGGCAUGAUUUCUGGAAAGGUUCUGGUUCAAUCUGGUUCACCUCUCUCAGUAUCAGACUUGGUUUUCGUUCCGCCGGACAGACUUUACCAGACUCCAGAGGGCGAUCAGUGGGCAAGCUUCGAAGAGCAAGUCGCUAGUGUUUGCGCUUCUCUGGUGGAGUAUCACGGAGUCAGCCUCCAGAUCUCUGUCAGGAAUGAUAAUGGAAAGGAUGGUUCAUCAGAGAAGACAUCCACUCCAAAGAAAACCCCAAGGCACCAAAAGGAUAUCAUCGCCAACAUCAUCAUCUAUGGGCCUCCAGCACUCUGCGAAUCAGUUGGAGACUACCUGUCCGCUGCCGGGUUCUUCCUACAACAUCCAACGCAUUGUAAUCAAGAUGUGCCGUAUUUGAACCCUCACGUCCUUGGUUUCGGCGAGGACAACCUUCAGUUCACGUCUGAGCUCUUCCCGGGUGAACCGCAAGACGAAACAGAACUUGACAAAAACCCUCUUUCGAACUUCUAUAGCAGUUCGGAGUUCGAAGAAACCGCUCAGCCAGACGGAAUUGCGACUGCAAUGGCCCCACAUCAGAAAAAAGCAUUGACCUUCAUGAUUGAGCGUGAAAGAGGGUGGAAUGCCUCGAACGACUUCUGGACAACCCACAUCGAUGCGUUUGGAACCACGAGAUACAAAAACACUGUAUCUGGCGUAACUCAGGCAUCGAGACCAACAUCGCUUCAUGGAGGCAUACUCGCGGAUGGAAUGGGUAUGGGAAAAACCCUCAGCAUGCUUUCGCUAAUUGUCGCAAACCCGUCCCGCAAUGACGAGUCCAAUCAGCACGGGAAAAAUGUCGUCAAGAGCACAUUGAUUGUCGUCCCCUCUAGUCUGUUAUUGCAAGCGUGGCAAGAUCAGAUAAGGAUGCAUUGCCGUCCAGAACAUGUUCGCUAUCAGAUUUUACAUGGCCCUGAGCGACACAAGGCUGUCAACAUCGGAGACUGUGAUAUUGUUUUGACCACCUACAACACCGUCAGCACGGACUGGAAGAGGAACAGCAGUGAAGAGGGCGUUGCUUCCCGCCCCAACGUUCUGUUCGAAACGUCCUGGUACCGUGUGGUCUUGGAUGAAGCACACUUCAUUCGCAACCAGAACACAAAAAGUGCAAACAGUGUCUAUUCGUUGACGUCGCAGCGCCGGUGGUGCAUUACAGGGACGCCCAUACAGAACAGAUUGACCGACCUAUUCAGCCUUUUCCGGUUCCUGAGACUUGACCCCUUUGGCGAUUAUAAGGUCUUUGAAAAAGAGAUCCUUGGGCCGUGGAAGUCGAAAUUGGAUGACAUAGCUACGGCUCGUCUUCGGUACAUUGUGAAGGCAAUCAUGCUGCGCCGUUCAUGGACGCAAGUACACCUACAGGAACCAAAGGAAUACGUUAUUGAGGUUUCAUUCAACGCUCAGGAACGUGAGGAAUAUCAGAAAGCUGCGACACAGGGUAUCAGCGACUUGGACAGUGCCCUCGACACAGACCAACAACCCUUCAAUUCGGUGUAUUUGAACUCCCUCCAAAACCUCAACGUCCUGAGAUUCAUCUGCAACCAUGGUAUUCGUCCAAGUCGUCAAGAAGCUGAGUGGGAUUCAAGCUGCGUAUUCGAGACAGCUUCGCCAACAAUCUCCAAAGAGGAGGCGGAAUCCGGAGAGACGACACUUUUGCGCGAUCUUCUCUCGGAGAAAAAUGUCGAUGAGUCUUCGUCAUUCAGGGCAUCUUUCAGGGUCACAGAUCCUGAUGAUUCUGAAAACGAGUCCCCUCCGUCAUUGAUCAGCGGCGGCAGAAGUACGAGAGCUUCAUCGGCAGAUCCUACAGAAGAGGCUCCAGUACCGUGGGCUUUUAGCCUGGAUCUGGUCUGUGUACAAUGUGGAAGCCAAAACUUGAACCCGAGGCAGGACAGUUAUGACUUGGGCAGUGGCACGGACACCUACACCGAACACAUUCCGCCUCAACUCUGCAAAAAUUGUCUUGAAUACGAAAAGCCCGUAUCCUUAGACUUGUCAAUUUAUACUGAACAUGUAAUGUCAGCCGAGCCGGCAAGCCAGGCCGGACAGCCGGUCAUGAAGCGGUCGACCAAGAUCAUGGCUCUGCUGAGUCAGAUCACCCACGUACCAACAAGUGAGAAAUCCGUCGUUUUCUCUUGCUGGACACAAAGCCUGUGCGCAGUAGAGGACGUACUGUCGCAAAACGGAAUCUCAUGUGUUCGUUACGAAAGCACAUCGAACUUGGCACGGCGACUACGGGUGCUAGAUAUGUUUGCGUACGACCCUUCCAUUCAAGUGAUCUUGAUGCCCAUAUCCUGCGCGGGUGUAGGCGCGGGUCUCACAGCAGCGAGCCACGUCUUCCUUCUGGAGCCUCAGUGGAAUCCGACGGUCGAGGCGCAAGCGAUAGCCGGAGUCGUCAGAUUAGGCCAGACCCAGCAGGUAUCGGUGUGCCGCUUCGUGGUUAAGGACACGUGCGAGCAGAGCAUCAUGAAGAUACAGACGCAGAAACUCAGCCUGGCCAAUCUGGUCGUGGACAGGUCGACUUUGCAAAGGGGUCAAGUUGGAAAGAAACAGCUUCAUCAACUGCGUGGACUGGUGUCGUCGGGAUCGUAG